GGCACUUCCGGUCGCUCCCAGAAGCGGAAGUUGCAUUCGGAGCGUGUCACACGUGUUUAAUAACAUCGCGAAAAUGGUAAAAAACGGGCAGUUUAAACAGAAAUCAAAGUUUAAACCUUCAGCGAAAAAGAAGAAAUGUGUGCUGAUGUUCGAUGAUAAAGACAGACAAGAAUUCCUGACGGGAUUCCACAAGAGGAAAGUGGAGCGGCGUAAAGCGGCACUGACGGAGAUGAAGAACAAGCUGAAGGAGGAGCAGAAGAGGGUCAGAGAGGAGAGACAUAAACAAUACACGAAGAUGCUGAAGGAGCGACGGGAAGCUCUGGAUGAGGCAGAUGAACUGGAAGAUGCGAUCACAGCGACCAGCGAGUGCGUUCAGUACGAUCAUCCCAACCACACCGUUACCGUGACGACCAUCAGUGACCUGGACCUAUCAGGAGCGAGAUUACUGGAGCCAGAAAGAGUGCAGGAUGCUGAAGACUGUGAGGAAGAUGAUGAUGAAGAGAAAGUGAAGGCUCUUCCAAAGAAAUCAGGGAACCCCAUCCUCUCUAAAAAGAUUAAGUCGCUCACGGCGUCGCUGCAUCUUCACACUAAACGGACAAAAAAGAGCAAAAAGAAGCACAACGGGAAACGGGAAAUGAGGCGUCAAAAUGGGCAGGGUGACAGGAAGUCAUUCACAUAUGACAACAAGCUCCGCCUCGGCAGAACCACCAAGAAGGAGCGACGCAGACGGACAGGCAGGAAGAGGCAGAGUGAGGACUGAGCCCCGCCCCGACUCCCAUUUAACCCGUUUUAUUGGGUCAGAACGACCCGAGACCCCAGCACACGCUCAAUGACCAUAAACUCAGUGUUUGUAUUUACUGUUGUGAUACUUAAAAACAUUAAAAAGAGAUCUUUUCCAUCUUAA
Molecule: messenger RNA, 904 nt
Organism: Myxocyprinus asiaticus (Chinese sucker)
Lineage: Eukaryota; Metazoa; Chordata; Actinopteri; Cypriniformes; Catostomidae
Gene: nol12
Product: nucleolar protein 12
Exons: 6
Coding region: 74-760 (228 amino acids)
Cellular component (GO): nucleolus
Molecular function (GO): RNA binding
Source: RefSeq, a predicted model, not a curated record